AAAAGCUUCCUCGUUGCACUCCGGCCGACAGUUUUCGUAAUAACAUACUUCGAAAUGGUAUUAACGCUGCGUGUGGUCCCAGGAAUACUGCUACUAACCCUAGCAGUCGUAUCGUGCGUAGAUCUUAGAACCUUGGACUGGUGGGAAAAGGCGGGAUUCUAUCAAAUCUAUCCGCGUUCGUUCAAGGAUAGCGACGGCGAUGGGAUCGGUGACCUGAACGGGAUAACUUCUAAGUUGUCCUAUCUGAAGGAGAUUGGCGUUCGGGCGUUCUGGAUGUCCCCGAUUAACACGUCACCGAUGGUUGAUUUCGGUUACGACAUCUCGGACUACCGUGAAAUUCAACCGGAGUACGGAACAAUGGCGGAUUUCGAGAAUCUGGUGAAGGAAGCGAAACGAGUGGGGUUGAAGGUGAUUAUGGACUUUGUACCGAAUCACUCCAGUGAUAAGCACGAGUGGUUCGUUAAAUCGGAGGAUCGUGUUUCGGGCUAUGAAGAUUACUAUGUGUGGCAUGAUGGAGUGGAGAAUCCUCAGGGUGGACGAAAGUUGCCUCCGUCGAAUUGGUUGCAGGCGUUUAGGAAGAGCGCAUGGCAAUGGAGUGAGAAAAGGCAGCAAUACUAUCUGCAUCAGUUUACGGUUGAGCAGCCGGAUCUGAACUACCGAAAUCCAACGGUGGUACAGGAGAUGAAAGAUGUAUUGACUUUUUGGUUGGACAAAGGAGUGGAUGGGUUUAGGGUUGACGCUGUGCCGUUUUUGUACGAGGUCCUGCCAACAAAUGGCUCAUUUCCAGAUGAACCCCGCAGUGGAUUAACGAAUGAUCCGGACGAUUUCGACUUCUUGGAACACAUAUACACGCAGAACCAACCAGAGACUCUAGAUAUGGUGUAUCAAUGGAGAGAGUUGGUGGAUAAUUAUCAGAAGGAUCAUGGCGGUGAGACGAGGGUUCUUAUGACGGAAGGGUAUACAAGCCUGCAAGAGCUAAGAAAGUACUACGUCAGUGCCGGAGGUCGUUUGGGGUCACACAUGCCCUUCAAUUUUGGGAUGAUCAAUGAUUUGAAGAUUGACUCGAAGGCUGAGGACUUUGUGAAUGUGGUUCAGUCGUGGAUGGAUAUUGUUCCAGCGAGACAUGCAGCGAACUGGGUGAUGGGAAAUCAUGAUCGCCCGAGAGUUGGCACGCGAUUUGGUAAGGAGCGCAUCGACGCUAUGAAUAUGAUCAUUCUGAGUCUCCCGGGAGCUACGGUAACGUACCAGGGCGAAGAAAUCGGCAUGACCGAUGUGCAGAUUUCUUGGGAAGAAACAAAAGAUCCUGCGGCCUGUAACGCUGGAGAAAGUUUGUAUGCAGAGAAGUCAAGGGACCCGUGUCGAACGCCGUUCCAGUGGGAUGAUUCGACGUUGGCUGGGUUUACCAAUGGAAGUACAACGUGGCUGCCUGUGGGACCGGACUAUCGUUCAGUCAACGUUAAGAUUGAAAAUGGUUUGGAGAAGAGUCAUCUGAAAGUGUACAAAGCAAUGAUGCGGCUGCGGGAGAGUAAAACGUUUCAACAUGGAUCGGUCAAGGCCAGAGCAGUGAAAGAAAAUGUGUUUGCAAUCGUGCGAGAACUGCAAAACUACAAUACGUACAUUACGUUGGUGAACCUGGGCAGCUCGAUCGAGGUGAUCGACGGAAUUGCGCUAGCCAGUCAUUUGCCGUCCAAGUUGAGUUUCGAAGUAGUGGGUGUCAAUUCACAUCAUAUCCGUGGGGGAGCUGUUGCAACAAAUGACAUCCUGUUGCUUCCACACGAAUCAUUUGUACUGGUCGCAAGAGUGUCACCGGUAGAUCGUCUACAAGAAUCAAUUUGUGAAACGUGGCUGGAGCAGUAAUCGAGGGUUGGACUUCGGGCAAAUACAUUUUACACUAAUCGUCACAUUUAUAAUAUAAAUAAUUUAUUUUGGUAAAAUGUAGAUGAUUUAUGUACAAUCAUACUGGAUAGAUGCAUUGCUUGAGUUGACUUGUAUUGUCGUACGUUUAAAACACUGGUUCCAAGGGAUUUGUUCAACAGUAA
Molecule: messenger RNA, 2039 nt
Organism: Aedes aegypti (yellow fever mosquito)
Lineage: Eukaryota; Metazoa; Arthropoda; Insecta; Diptera; Culicidae
Product: maltase A3
Exons: 3
Coding region: 55-1857 (600 amino acids)
Biological process (GO): carbohydrate metabolic process
Source: RefSeq, a predicted model, not a curated record